Pogoniulus pusillus (Red-fronted tinkerbird) is the source of this 678-nucleotide messenger RNA. RefSeq lists its product as uncharacterized. NCBI's taxonomy places the organism in Eukaryota, Metazoa, Chordata, Aves, Piciformes, Lybiidae. The transcript is spliced from 3 exons. The annotation marks the transcript as partial. The record is from RefSeq and is a predicted model, not a curated record.
GAGGGGGAAAGGGAGGAGGAGGAGGAGGGGGAAAGGGAGGAGGAGGAGGAGGGGGAAAGGGAGGAGGAGGAGGAGGGGGAAAGGGAGGAGGAGGAGGAGGGGGAAAGGGAGGAGGAGGAGGAGGGGGAAAGGGAGGAGGAGGAGGAGGGGGAAAGGGAGGAGGAAGAGGAGGAGAAAGGGGAGGAGGAGGAGGAGGAGGGAGAAAGGGAGGAGGAGGAGGAGGGGGAAAGGGAGGAGGAAGAAAGGGAGGGGGAGGAGGAGGAAAGGGAGGGGGAGGAGGAGGAAAGGGAGGGGGAGGAGGAGGAAAGGGAGGGGGAGGAGGAGGAAAGGGAGGGGGAGGAGGAGGAAAGGGAGGGGGAGGAGGAGGAAAGGGAGGGGGAGGAGGAGGAAAGGGAGGGGGAGGAGGAGGAAAGGGAGGGGGAGGAGGAGGAAAGGGAGGGGGAGGAGGAGGAAAGGGAGGGGGAGGAGGAAGAAAGGGAGGGGGAGGAGGAAGAAAGGGAGGGGGAGGAGGAAGAAAGGGAGGGGGAGGAGGAAGAAAGGGAGGGGGAGGAGGAAAGGGAGGAGGAGGAAAGGGAGGAGGAGGGGGAGGGAGAGACAACAACAAUGGGGACAGAUGAAGGCCAAGAGGAGCAUUUGGAGACAAUGGAGGUGGCUCAAGAGGCCUCUGGGGACAGCUGA